AUGUUCGAAGACUACGUGUUCCACGUUGCUGUCUCUGUGAGUUAUAUUUGCCUAUUUGUUGUCCUCACUUUCUACAAGUAUGAUGUGAUAUUCAGGACAGGAGUUAUUUUGGUGGCAGCCAUUGGCUUUUUCUUUCCUAUACUCUAUGGGCUUCCCUACAUCAUUAUUGUAUGGAGAGUGCUUGUAGGAUUGAAUGUCGCCACUGAUCGGAAGCUUUACAUAGCAAGGUGCAUUGAGCAAAUAGACAUGGACAAGGCAGAUUUUUCUGGUUCCACUACUCUCAACCAUUGGGCAGUUGUGAUACACGAUGGUGGUCGAUACUUCUGCACUCAGGCUGUUGGAAAUGUUGUAUCCGGUAAAGGAAGAAAGAUUCCGUUUAGAGAAAUGGAAGAGGAUAAAGUAAACAAAUACCGUCUCAAUCCUGUCGGUUUUGUCACUCAAAAGCAGAGAGAAACGAAAACCAGAGAUCUUGUGGAUGCCGAGCCGAUGGUGUCUGGUAAUAGUUGUCAGGAGUAUGCAGUUGAUAUUGCCUUUCAACUCUCCAGUUCUCGCACAUAUACAUUUGUUAAGAUCAUGGCAUUACCUCGAAUGCGAAACACCGUCUUCUACAGUGCAGUGAUACUAUCAAUUGUGUUUACAAUGCUUGACUACCCUUUUGCUCAGCUGUUAAACCCGCUGUUCUUCACCAACCUGUUUGUUGCUUGGGAGCUGUCUCGUAUUGGCAUCCAUAACCAAACACAGGAAGUUCAUCUCCGGUAUAUAGUCUCAGUUAUUCGGGCAUACAUUAUAUAUCCAACAAGGGGGAACUUUUUUAUGCUCUUGUUAAUUUGUGUGUCCUUAGCCUACCUUUAUCAACGACUGGGCAUUGAAGGGUGCAUUGUAAUAGCCAGUUUAUUGUUUGCAGUUGGCCUGGCGCUAUUGAGGUGAAGACUGUUCUACGAAACUUUCAAAAAAUGGACAUAUACAUACGACAUACGGUAUAGCAUGGACAUAUACAUACGACAUACGGUAUAGCAUCUUUGCUACUGAUCACUGAUGUUGCAUAUGUGUAAUGAGAAGUAAUGCCUACAUGUUCAUGUACAUGUAUAAAAUAUUACACAUAUACUUGACGGAAAAUCUUAAAUUACGUAUACCACAGUUCAUUAACUUAGAAGGGGAUCAAUAAAGUACCUCGAAGCAUUGUCUUAAAGGGCAUAUGACUCGAGAGUUAUGUUAGUUUACAAAAUGGUCUGAUAACAAUAUUAUUUGGAAUAACUUUUGAAAUGAUAGUGUCACAUUCAAUACAACAAUAAUAAUAAUAAUAAUAAUAAUAAAAUAAUAAUUAUAUUAAUAUUAUAAUAUUAAUAUAAUUGAAUUAUUCAAUUUAAUGAUAGUGUAACAUUCGACUUAAGCCUGUCCUUAAUGCUACCAUUAGAUCUACCCCUCUUAAUUGAGUUAUUUUAAUAAUAUAUAAUAUUAACCUUAACUAUACUAACCAAUGCAC
Paramuricea clavata is the source of this 1483-nucleotide messenger RNA. The record is from the annotation of a GenBank genome assembly. NCBI's taxonomy places the organism in Eukaryota, Metazoa, Cnidaria, Anthozoa, Malacalcyonacea, Plexauridae.